Aspergillus ibericus CBS 121593 is the source of this 2068-nucleotide messenger RNA. RefSeq names its product ferric reductase family protein. Gene Ontology annotation, cellular component: plasma membrane. NCBI's taxonomy places the organism in Eukaryota, Fungi, Ascomycota, Eurotiomycetes, Eurotiales, Aspergillaceae. The transcript has 6 exons. The record is from RefSeq and is a predicted model, not a curated record. The coding region runs from base 153 to 1979 and encodes 608 amino acids. Gene Ontology annotation, molecular function: ferric-chelate reductase activity. Gene Ontology annotation, biological process: iron ion transport; copper ion import; intracellular iron ion homeostasis.
AUGGAUCGUAUAUAAUCCCAAUGUCCGUAUAAGUAACCGUCGCCGACUAUUCACGGCCCGAGUUCGCUUUUCCUAUUCUCUUGGCCGAAUGUCUGGAUUUCCGCCAUAUUACCACCCCCAACAUCCCUCCACGCACUUCACCUCGAGACACCAUGGGGGUCGAUCAUCUCCAGCCGGGCGAGGAGCGCCAAAUUGAUUACCAUCCCCCGAUGAACGUAGCGUUGGCGACGCCUAUGUUCAUUCUCGCCGGGGCUUUUUUCGUUCUCUUCGUGGGUCGUAGUCUGAUACGACUGCACCAUCGCCGGCGUCUGCAUCAAAUCUUACAAACCGACAGCCAGGAAAAGUUCGAACGAAGCAGCGCGCUCUCCGCCAGUCUCAACAAGCAUGUGUUCUACGCGCCGUUACUAUCCGUACGCCAUAGUCGCUACUUCCGGCUCGGAGAGAAUAUCCACAUGGGCAUCAUUCCGCUGCGGCUGGAGGCGGUUUUGCUAACCGCGUAUAUCUUGAUCAAUAUUGUGUUCUUCUUUGUGCUGGUCGACUGGGGGAAAGACUGGGAUGAGGUGGUAUUCCAAUUCCAAUAUUCGGCGGGCAGCAUGGCCGUGUUGAACUUGCCGGCGCUGGUUCUGGCUGCGGGCCGAAACAACCCCCUGGUGCCUCUGCUGGGGAUCAAGUUUGACUGCUUCAAUUUGAUGCAUCGUUGGGUCGGGCGGACCAUCAUUAUGGCGGGACUCGUCCACACCAUUUCCGCCGUGGUCAUGAAAGAGCAUGAAGAGGGCGGUUUGGCCGCGGCUACGAAGCUCAUCUGGAAUACCAAAUUCUUCAUCUGCGGUUUAGUGGCGAUCUUUGCGUUUGCGACAAUCCUACUACAGUCCACGUCACCCGUUCGACAUGCAUUCUACGAAGCCUUCCUCCACACGCACAUUCUUUUGGCUAUUAUGGCAUUUGUGGGCUUAUGGUACCACCUGGAGGGCAUGUCGCAGCAGAACGCUCUACUUGUUACGCUGGUUCUUUGGGGGUUUGAUAGAGCAACCCGACUGGCAUGUGUCAUCUGGCGCAACGUGGGCAAGCACCGCACCAAGGCCACGGUGGAAUUACUCCCAGGCGAUGUGGCACGCGUCAACGUCAGCCUGGCGCGGCCGUGGAGUUUCCAGGCUGGACAGUAUAUGUAUCUGUAUAUGCCUUCUCUGGGGUUGUGGACCUCGCAUCCGUUCUCGGUGGCCUGGACGGCGACCGGGGAGACUGGACUCGCCGAAAAGCGCAGCUCACAAGAUUCCACCAAUCGUCUGGUGGGGGAGUCACAGCAGACCACGAUGUCUUUCUUGAUCAAACGCCGUGAUGGAUUCACCAGCCGGUUAUUGCGGAAGGUGUGCACCUCCACGGAGCGGAGAUUCAGCGCGAUCGCGCUUGCGGAAGGGCCGUUCGGGGGCUUGGAAUCGCUCAAUUCCUAUGGAACCGUGCUUCUCGUUGCCGGCGGCAUUGGCAUCACGCAUCCGAUGUCCUACAUCUAUGAGUUUGUGAACAAGUUUGCAUCCCGAUCGACAGCCGUCCGACGAGUGACCCUCGUGUGGGUGGUUCGCAGCUUAGACCAUCUCUCCUGGAUCCAGCCCUGGAUGGCAUCCUUGUUCCACCACCCCGCUUUACAAGACGCCAGCGUACCGAAACAAGAGUCAUACUUUGAGGUUCCUGACUUCUCCCUAUCGAUCCAGGUGUAUCUGAGUACGCGCGAGUGCAGUCCCGAAGAUUACUCCCCGGCGGAAUCGCCGUGGGCCAUUGCGGCUCCGUCCCGGGUUCCGAUCAGUAUCAACAGCGGGAAGCCGUGUUUCCGCGAGCUGCUGGAGCUGGAGAUGGCGCAGCAGGUUGGGGCCAUGGCGGUCAGUGUGUGCGGACCGGGAGCAUUGGGCGACGAUUUGCGACAGGUGGUCCGGGAGAAGCAGGGGGUGAAAAAGGUGGAUUUGUACGAGGAGACCUUUUCGUGGUGAUACUUCAGUUUUUUACCUUCUCGUGUGUUAUGCUUAAUAUAUAUUCACAUGCCGUUCUGAAUGUUCUAUACUUAGUAUCAACUACCACC